Messenger RNA from Thamnophis elegans (Western terrestrial garter snake), 4517 nucleotides. RefSeq names its product caprin family member 2 (gene CAPRIN2). The transcript is spliced from 19 exons. NCBI's taxonomy places the organism in Eukaryota, Metazoa, Chordata, Lepidosauria, Squamata, Natricidae. Gene Ontology annotation, cellular component: cytoplasm. The coding region runs from base 7 to 3369 and encodes 1120 amino acids. Gene Ontology annotation, molecular function: signaling receptor binding. The record is from RefSeq and is a predicted model, not a curated record. Gene Ontology annotation, biological process: positive regulation of canonical Wnt signaling pathway.
GUUUCAAUGGUGCAACUUUCACAGUCCCCCCUCCGCCGCCCUUCACCUUCAUGCCACUCUGAAGAAGGGGAAGAGAAGAGCAUGAAGCCAGAUAAGCAGCAGGUGACCCAAGGUCCUCGAGGGGAUAACCAGCCUCCCAUGAGCCCCCUGCAGGCAGCUUUGAAUUCUGCAGCCACAGCUUCUCAGGCAUACGAGACUUACAUUGAUAAUGGACUUAUCUGCUUGAAACACAAAAUUAGGAAUAUUGAAAAAAAGAAGCUCAAGUUAGAAGACUACAGGGAUCGGCUGAAAAGGGGGGAGGUCCUCAAUCAAGAUCAGUUGGAAGCUGUUGAAAAAUAUGAAGAAGUUAUACAUAACUUGGAGUUUGCUAAAGAACUUCAGAAGACAUUUUCUGGACUAAGUCAAGAGCUACUAAAAGCACAGCGGAAAGCGCAACGAAGAGAAACCUUACUGAAACUUGAAGCCGAGAAGAAAAAACUCCGCACAAUACUGCAGGUCCAGUAUGUGCUGCAGAAUUUCACUCAAGAGCAUGUGCAGAAAGACUUCAGAAGUGGCUUGAAUGGUGCAAUAUACUUGCCUUCUAAAGAAUUAGACUACCUCAUUAAGUUUGCAAAAUUGACAUGUUCAGAAAGAAAUGAAACUGUUAGCAUUGAAGACCAAAUGGAGCAGUCAUCACUCUAUUUCUGGGACCUGCUAGAAGGCAGUGAAAAAGUAGUGGUUGGGACAACCUAUAAGCAUCUGAAGGAUUUGUUAUCAAAAUUAAUAGAUUCUGGAUAUUUUGAAAACAUUCCUACCCCUUGCAACAAACCAGAAAAAAAAGAACUGAGAGAAGAAAUGCUUGAAAAACCCAAACAAUUAUCAAAACCAGAAUCUGUCAAUGAAAUAGAAUCUCAGAGGCAGCAUGUUAAAUCUGAAAUACAACCUCAAGAAUUUCUUAAUAGGCGCUAUUUGCCUGAAGCAGACUGUACUGUCAAGCCAGAAGGAACCAAACACUGGGAAAUAGAACAUACUACAAAAAGUGAUCCCCCCAAAUCCUGGGAAAUGCUGGUUGAUGUUGAAGAAGAGGAACAGAAAAGGCAAAAUCCAGACUCCACAAAGUCAUUGGAAUCUGUAAACCAGGAAGGGAAGAAGAAGCUGGAACUUUCACGGCCUUGGGAAUUGCCUCUUCAAGAAGUUGAUGAUCAUAAGCAGGAUGUUCCGAAGCCUUGGGUGGCCCCAGUUAAAGAAGAGCAGGCCUCUUCCAAAUCCUGGGUAACAAAAGAGAAAGAACAGCAGGAACCAAAGCAAGAAGGUCCUAAGCCUUGGGUAACUAAAACUAAAGGAGGAUUGGAACAAAACCAGGAAAAGCCAAAAAUGUGGGUGUCUCAAACUAAUAUGGACACUUUGAAAAAAACAGAACCUGUGAAGUCUUGGGAUGCACGUGUCCAAGAUGAGAAACAGCAACCUGAAAAGCCAUGGGUGGGGCAUAUAGGAGAAGAGGAUGAGCAAAAAUCCCAGCCUCCAAAAGCUUGGGAAACAUCUGAAAGAUCACAGCAAGUGGUCCAGCAGCCAUUACAGAAUCCUCCUAAGAUCUGGGGAGUUGGGAAUCUUGUACCAAAGGAUCAGACUGAGCUAAAGAAGCUUGACGGGGAACUGAAAGAAGGUGGAAAGACAAGUGGAGUAAAUGAACACAGCAUUGAUGGGUCAAAGAAAAAAGGGAGCUUUCAGUCAAUUGGAGAACCAUGUAAAUUAUCCAGGAAUAUCCAAAACGUCAUGCAGGUAGCUAAGCCUGUGCACCAAACAGCUGCAGAGUUUUGCUCUACUUCUAGCCUUCCAAAGGAUCCCAUCCUCAGAAGGGAAAAACUGCAAGAUUUGAUGACUCAAAUUCAGGGGACUUACAAUUUCAUGCAGGAAUCACUUCUGGAUUUUGAUAAACCUUCACAAAGUGCUGGCUGUUCAUCACAAGCAUCUUCUGUUGAUUCUUCUGCUUCUAAUGAACAACUUUCAAGCCAAAAUGAUUUCCCUGAACAAUCAAUGCAGAGUGCUUCUUCUCCUGUGACUUUGCAUGGAUCAAACACUUCCUUAAUUUCUGAUAACACCUUGUCUGGAUCAGAAACUGAACUUCAUUCACCACAGGUUCCUACUCCACUUUCAAGUGAAUCACAGACCCCACUGACACCCUCAAGAACUACCGUAUCACCAGUACAUCAGGGGAACGUUUUUCAAUCUCCUCCAUCAAGUAGCAAUGCGGUUAAUGUAAAAGCACCUCCUUUUCAGGCUAUGCAGACUGUGUUCAAAGUGAAUGCACCUUUGCCACCUCGUAGAGAGCAGGAUGCAAAAGAGAAUUCUCUGCAUUCCACAGGAUACAAUCAGAAUUUUUCAACAGCAAGCACACAGACGCCACCCCCAUGUAAAUUACCAUCAACUCAAAAUGCAGAACAAACAACUUUUUCCCAAGAGUCUCUUUCAAAUGGUACUUGCCAGGCUGAGGGAGCUGUUCCUGUCAGCAAUGGUACCCUCACUUUUUAUGCAGCACAGACAGCCACUUUUCCUAGACCAUCACAGCCUUUUAUUGGAAACCGUGGAUCUAUCAGAGGGUCUCUCAGGGGUGUAAGAUCGAUGAACAAUUCUUAUCGCUCUCCUGGUGGAUACAAAGGUUUUGAACCUUACAGAGGAUCGCCUUCAAUCCCUAAUGGAACCUAUAGCCAAUUACAGCUUCCUGGCAGAGAUUAUUCUUCAGUGCAGUAUUCUCAGAGGGAUAUGAAUUACCAACCAAACUAUAAGCGAGGCGGUAUUAAUAGUGGUCGAACUAAUUCAAGAGCAGGAUGGAACGAUUCUUCUCAGGUGAGCAGUCCAGAGCGUGACAAUGAGAUGUUUAACAGUGGGGAGACUGGGCAGGGUGAUUCCCGCAGCAUCACUCCUGUCGAUAUACCUGUGACAAGCCAAGCAGCCACCCUACUACCUGUACACGUCUAUCCCCUCCCACAGCAGAUGAGAGUUGCCUUUUCUGCUGCUAGAACUUCUAACUUGGCUCCUGGAACUUUAGAUCAACCCAUCGUGUUUGACCUCUUGUUAAACAAUCUUGGCGAAACCUUUGAUAUACAACUUGGUAGGUUCAAUUGUCCUGUUAAUGGUACUUAUGUAUUCAUAUUCCAUAUGUUGAAGCUAGCUGUGAAUGUACCAUUAUACGUGAACCUCAUGAAAAAUGAAGAGGUUUUAGUCUCUGCGUAUGCCAAUGAUGGGGCUCCAGAUCAUGAGACUGCAAGCAACCAUGCAGUCCUCCAGCUCUUUCAAGGAGACCAGAUUUGGCUACGCCUUCAUAGAGGAGCUAUUUACGGAAGUAGUUGGAAAUAUUCUACCUUCUCAGGAUAUCUCCUGUAUCAAGACUGAACAUUAAGCUGCUCCAACGGUUUGGUGAAGGAAGGUUAAAACUGGUGGGCUAGUUUCACAUUGCAUACUAAAUACUAAAGUGGGAAAAUGGUGAUCUGUCUUGCAACGAGUUGGAGUUGGAUCAGCACUAAUGUGGCACUUUAUCAGUUGUGAUAUAACCUUGAUAGUAAAGCUCUGAAUGUUAUGUUUGCACUUACUCUUGAACUGUAAUUUAUCAGCUUACUAUGCUAUUCAAAUUUGCCUCAAGUUUAGGCUAUUCGCAACGCCUUGUGCCUAAAUAAAAACAAUUAAUAUGCCUUAGUAUCAAUGUCUCUGCUACUGUGAUAAUUCUGGGUCAUAUUAACUUUCUGGAGGGCUGUGAAGACUUGGCUUGUUCAUCCGGGCAUUAUGCUAGGAUAGAAGUGACUAAAUACAAGUGUGAAUUUAGAGUUAGUGGGAUAGUUCUGAGAUUGAGUUAAUAUGGUGGUGUUGACCAAAUUUCAUUCUGUUUUUAAUUGAAUGUUAUUUUGAACUGCCAAGGGUUAUCACAUACAAGAUAGGUGGCCAUAUAAGUUUAUAAUAAUAAUAAAAAAAGGAUUCCACUGGAAAAAGAAAACAGAUGCAGUUAGGAAGUAUGUUCCUUGCGGGUGAAAAGUUGCAGAUUCAAUCCCCCAAAUCUUCUGGUAGGAGGAAGAAAUAGCAGAUGAUGGUGUUGCCUGGAGAAUUACUACUAAAAAUUAGAUGGAACAUCCCCCCCCCCUCCCAAAUCUGUAAUGCAGCAACAUUUUUAUUUUUUAAACGUUGAAAGCAAGAGGAAUAUUGAGACUAAGAUUCAUUUCCUAUUUAUGUAAUUAUGUAGAAAAUUUGAGUUCUCAACACAGCAGCUGCCGGAACAUCUCUUGAUUCCCAGGAUUGGGAAAUUAGCACCCCACAUAGCAAAACAUCAGCUGCAAGCAUCAUCAUCAUUUCUAAAACUGCUUCUGGCCUUGUAUUUUACCUGGCAGUAGUUCAGGGCUUAAGAGCUAUACUUUUACUGCCUGGGGGAAAAUAAAGUAAGUUAAAGUGGUAGAAAGUGGGGCAAGCCACCAUAUAAUUGGGCACUGUGACUAACCAUGGUGUGAGACCAUAAGAUGUUCCUCAAGUUCUAAAUGUGUUCAUAAGCCCUAAAA